UGCCAGGUGGAAGUGCUAACCAUUUAGCCACUGUGCGGCCUGUUAACUUUACAUUACUGCUCAUCAAUGCCACCUACCAGUGCCCAUCAAUGCCACAUAGCAGUACCUACCAGUGCACAUCAAUGCCACCUAUCAGUGCCCAUCUAAGCUGCCUUUCAGUGCCACCUAUCAGUGCCAGUCAGUGCCACCUAUCAAUGCUACUCAAUGCCGCCUAACAGUGCUGCCAAUCAGUGCCACCUAUCAGUGCCACUCAGUGCUGCCUGCCAAUGCCCAUCAGUGCCACCUACCAGUGCCUCCUCAUCAGUGCCCAUCAGUGCUACCAAUCAGUGCCAAUCAGUGCCGCCUAUCAGUGCCCAUCAGUGCAUCCUCAAUAGCGCACAUCAG
Messenger RNA from Staurois parvus, 384 nucleotides. The record is from the annotation of a GenBank genome assembly. NCBI's taxonomy places the organism in Eukaryota, Metazoa, Chordata, Amphibia, Anura, Ranidae.